Molecule: messenger RNA, 2638 nt
Organism: Hermetia illucens (black soldier fly)
Lineage: Eukaryota; Metazoa; Arthropoda; Insecta; Diptera; Stratiomyidae
Product: pyruvate kinase-like
Exons: 5
Coding region: 481-2082 (533 amino acids)
Biological process (GO): glycolytic process
Cellular component (GO): cytoplasm
Molecular function (GO): potassium ion binding; magnesium ion binding; pyruvate kinase activity
Source: RefSeq, a predicted model, not a curated record
UAGUUCGGGUCAGACAGUGGUCGUUGACUUGACCGUGUGAACUCAAAACUUUGUCUUAAAUUCGAAUCAAUAUAAAAAAUAUUACGGAAAAUCAACCCUCAGUCAUUUGAUUCGUCAUUGAAGUGUGUCAGGUGUAACAAAGAGACGUUACGCGACCAAUGGUCUGCAAUAAAAUUUAACGAUAGCAUAUAUUGUUCGCGUUGAUCGCUGCCAUCGGUGACGCUCAAGUGUGCUAUUAUUUAAAAUUUUCAUUUCCACCCCGAUAAGAGUAAAUUUAGUCGGGUUUUUUGUACGGACUGUAUCGGGCCGGUGUCUGUUAGAUCCACUGUGAAAUUAUUGCAUUGCUGCAGCGUAAACAACAAAGCAGAACUUGGAGGUUGCAAUAAAGCGUUCUACGCCCAAAGUAGUCGUAUUUUGUCGAAUUCAAAUCAGAAACUUUUGUGGAGUAAUUCAAACGGGCAUCAAAAACAAGCCGUUAGGAUGGUUUGGAGCUCAGUUUUUGAUUCCAAAUCGGAAGGGGGCAAGAUGCCAUUGCCCCAAAUGAAGUCGGCCGAAGCAGUAAAUCACCUUGAGCACAUGUGCAAUUUGGAGUUUGAUUCUCCAGUACCACAUGUACGUCUCACCGGAAUCGUUUGCACAAUUGGGCCUGCCUCCCGCUCGCCCGAAAUGCUUGUGAAAAUGAUGGAAACGGGAAUGAAUGUAGCCCGUUUGAAUUUCUCACAUGGUUCCCACGAAUAUCACGCCGACACCAUUAAGAAUAUUCGUAUUGCAGCUAAGACGUACUCAGAACAAUUGGGUAUUGAAUACCCGUUGGCCAUCGCUUUAGAUACCAAAGGCCCUGAAAUCCGUACUGGAUUGUUAGAGGGAGGCGGCUCCGCUGAAGUUGAACUUAAGCGCGAUGGAACCAUUAAGCUUACAACAAACAAGGCCUACGCUGAGAAGGGAAAUGUUGACAUUGUCUAUGUUGACUACGAUAAUAUUGUGAAUGUUGUUAAGCCAGGCAACCGGGUGUUUGUGGAUGAUGGUCUCAUUUCAUUGAUUGUUACCGAGAUCGCUGGUGAUACUUUGGUAUGCAAAAUCGAAAACGGAGGCAGCUUGGGCUCACGUAAGGGCGUUAACUUGCCUGGAGUACCAGUUGAUCUGCCAGCUGUCUCAGAAAAGGAUAAGUCUGAUUUGAAAUUCGGUGUUGAACAAGACGUUGAUAUGAUCUUCGCAUCCUUCAUCCGAGAUGGUAAUGCAUUGACGCAAAUCCGAAAUGUUUUGGGUGAAAAGGGAAAAGCAAUUAAGAUUAUCUCAAAGAUUGAAAAUCAACAAGGUAUUCAGAACAUGAACGAAAUCAUCGAAGCUUCCGAUGGCAUCAUGGUUGCCCGUGGUGAUUUGGGUAUUGAAAUUCCACCAGAAAAAGUAUUCUUGGCACAAAAGGCAAUGAUUGCAAGAUGUAACAAGGCCGGUAAACCUGUCAUUUGCGCAACUCAAAUGCUUGAGUCCAUGGUGAAGAAGCCACGUCCCACUCGUGCUGAAAUCUCAGAUGUUGCUAACGCAGUUUUGGACGGAGCUGAUUGCGUCAUGCUUUCAGGUGAAACUGCAAAGGGUGACUACCCACUUGAAUGUGUCUUGUGUAUGGCUAAGACAUGCAAGGAAGCCGAAGCUGCUUUGUGGCAGAAGAAUUUGUUCCACGAUUUAGUAUCACAUGCCACAAACUUAGAUGUAGCCCAUACCGUAGCAAUUGCAGCGGUCGAAGCUGCCUCAAAGAGUCAAGCUGCUGCCAUUAUUGUUAUCACGACAUCAGGGCGUUCGGCACAUCUUAUUUCCAAAUACAGGCCACGUUGUCCGAUUAUUGCUGUUACAAGAUUCUCACAAACUGCCAGACAGUCACAUUUGUACCGUGGACUUUUGCCAAUUGUUUACAAGGAACCACCACUACCUGACUGGCUCAAGGAUGUUGACGCUCGCGUACAGUUCGGUCUUGCAUUUGCUAAGAGGCGACAAUUUGUUUCCAAGGGAGACCCUGUUAUUAUUGUGACCGGAUGGAAGCAAGGAUCAGGAUUCACAAACACCAUGCGUAUUGUGAAUGCCGAAUAAAUUCAAUCCUACCUGAACAGAAGCACAACAGCAUUACAGUCAUGAGGGAAGUCAACCAAACCCGCAUUAUUGCGAAAAUAAUUCGAACGAAACCCAGCCGCUCCACCAGAAGGGAAACUUUACCUCAUAACAUCUCUCAUAUUACAUCAGUUUGCUAGUUCCAUAUACUUUUUUCAGUUGUGAGAUCAGGAAUCAUGGCACAAUUGAAUCCACUAUAAAGUUUAAUUUUGCUACUGUUCAAGAUACUAAAAUGUUAAUCAUAAUUCUAGACUAUUAAAAAGAACAUAAUAUAAAGGAAAUAAAUUAAUUAUAUUUAUUAAUUGAUGUGCAUAAUUCUUAUCAAAAAUCGUUAUGAUUGCCGUCGGCGAAUAUAAUCAGAAGCAAAUUGAAUCACAUACACGUUUAUAAGAGUUCGUUUGAUCAAGACGCAGGUUUAAAUCAUAUUCACAACUAAAACAUAAUCUGUUGAUUGUUAUUAGACGUAAAAUGUCUUAGUCUCCUAGAUUUGUCGAUCAAAUGCAUCAAUAGAUAUAAUAAAACAAAAGGAAACACGAAA